UAUUUGUUGAGCCUCAUUUUUUCCCAUGCACUCCUCUUUCCUUAUCUAUAUUUUGAUGACAGGGAACUGAAUUCUGCUCCUUUUUCAACAGUUCACCUUUCUUACCUGCCAAAAUGGCUUCCAAUCACUUCCGACUCCCUGUCCGGACAAUCAAAACUUCACAAUCUUCGUUCAACGUCAAACAAACAGCUACUUCCUCAUUAUCUUCUUCCUUCACUACACAACAUCAACAGAACAACUCACAUCUGUUGAUCUCCUACAUAGCUGGAAAGCCCCAGCUUAAAUCCGAAUCAAAAAUCUCACAUUUCUUGCCCAUAUGCACCCUCUCAUCUCCCAAACCACCCACCACGAAAGAAGAAGCCAUUGUCCAAGCCAAGACCGCACUUUUUUCCACUUUAGAGAAACCCCUCAACAACCCAAAACUCGCCGGAAAGAUCAAGAAAAUAAAGCAGCCCAGAUUCCGGGUUGAAAUUCCGGUCAUCGAUGAUUCACCCUCUUCGCUCUCUCAACUGGCUCUUGAAGUCUUUGGGGACAUGCCCAUCAGAAGAAAAGGUUCACAAGUCAAGAUUCUUAUGUUGUGGGCAAGCCAGAGCUUAACACAGGCUGCCAAUAAGGCCUUUGAUUCCCACUCUUCAGACGUUGUGGUCCGCAACAUUGAUGUUUCAUCUGUUCUUGAUGAAGAUGUCAGAACUGUGAACUCUGCUGAUGUGGCUGUGUUUUUGGCGCCGGAGGCUUCUCAAUUGGAGGUUUUGAAGACAGUUACUGAUAGUUUUUAUCCAAGGCCAGUUGUGAUUUUCAAUCCCAAAUGGGUGUUUGAGGAGGAGGUCGAUUUUGGCGAGCUGAGUGGCUUUGUCGGGUCAUUUGAUGUGGUGUACUCGUUCACGGGUUUGGAGGUUAGAGGGAUCUUGAGCAAGAGGAAAGGUGUGAUCUUUAAGUGUGUGAAGGAUGGGGUUUUGAGUGGUGAGAGAUGGAAUGUUCUGGUUGAAGAAGAAGGGGAAUUGAGAGUUGUGUCGAGGUUCAAAGCUCGGCCCUCCAUCGCUGAAGUUGAGAAUGUAUUGUACAAUUUGAUGGCUAUUAAUUCCCCAGUUACGAAAUCCGCCAAGUUCUUGAGAGAUUUGGUUUCAAAUGUAACUGGGAAGAAGUAAAUAGUAUUCUGCAGUUGAGAACUUAUGCUGAUGUACAUCUUGAUUUUACCUGUUUGCUGGGAAUUUUGAAUAUCUUUUUAGCUGAGAUCAAUUACAUGUUGUCUGUUUGAUCACUUCCAAUUCUGUUUCUUCUCUUAGUUGUCUUCAGUUUUUGACUUGUUUGAUAUUGUUAAUAUCUCAUAUGUGGAAGAUAAGGAUCUUUCAGGAUAUCCUGUGCUGUUAAAUAUUACAAGUGGACUCUUAUUUAGA
Molecule: messenger RNA, 1394 nt
Organism: Sesamum indicum (sesame)
Lineage: Eukaryota; Viridiplantae; Streptophyta; Magnoliopsida; Lamiales; Pedaliaceae
Product: plant/protein (DUF1995)
Cellular component (GO): chloroplast
Source: RefSeq, a predicted model, not a curated record